Molecule: messenger RNA, 2417 nt
Organism: Achroia grisella
Lineage: Eukaryota; Metazoa; Arthropoda; Insecta; Lepidoptera; Pyralidae
Gene: Nplp1
Product: neuropeptide-like precursor 1
Exons: 6
Coding region: 97-1524 (475 amino acids)
Source: RefSeq, a predicted model, not a curated record
AACAAGUCUAACAAAAAGGGGAAGUCAGAUCGCAAAGUUAUAAGUUACUUUUUUAACUUUUGAAAGUGCGCUGUGGCUGGGAAAUUGCGGUUCAAAAUGACAGACAUUAGCGGAUAUAGUGUAGGAAGACACCGAGGAUGUUUUUUACUGGUGGCGACGUUGGCUCUAGCAUUUUCAACUUACGUAGAACAGGUGGUGAGCUUGCCAGCGGAUCCCGAUCAGUGGCCAACAUUUCCUAGACGGAAUAUUGCAGCUUUGGCAAGAGAUGGAUAUCUGAAAAAUUCCGUUCUCGGAAGUUAUAAGAGAAGUAUUUCUACUCUUGCUAAAAAUGGACAAUUGCCUACAUUUAGAUCACCAUUUGAUGAAACUGAUAAACAAGAUGAACAGGACGAAGAGGAAUCUCAUGCUAAAAGGAAUAUUGCCUCCAUAGCUCGCCUUCGAAGUUAUUCUGCUAUGAAGAGGAAUAUACAGGCAUUAGCUAGAGAUGGAUUUCGUGCCGGCAGAGGACAAUAUAAUCAGCAAAAUGAUAAACGGAAUCUGGCCGCAUUGGCCCGUAACGGCAUGAUACAUAAGAAAGAUGAAAUUAACGGUGAUGAAUACUAUUAUCCGUUUUAUCAAAAUCCAAUUCCACCUCUAUCAGAAGUAGAUGGCCCUUAUGAUUUCAAUGAAAUGUACGAUUAUCAACAAUCUGUUAAUCCUGAUAUGUUUCCACCGCUAUCACAAGUGUUCAAGCGUAGUGGUCCUUCAUCACAGCAGUCGAUGGAUUCGAAUCAACUGGAUAUAGACAGCAACUGGUAUUAUAAGAGAGGAAUAAUGGGUAUGCCUGUUCACGGUCUGUAUAGACCAGUAUAUACAGAACCAAAUGUUAGGAACAAAAGAUAUAUACUCUCUAUUCCAGAUGUCAUAGAACAUAACGAUUUAGAUGUACCGGAAAACGACAGUGGAAGUGAUGAUAAGCGUUCUGUUGAUGAAGAUAACGAUAUACGUGAAAAUUUUGAAAAACGUCAUAUCGGUUCGUUGGCUCGUUUAGGUUUGUUACCAUCGUUUAGGUUCUCAGGAGGGCGCUAUAGUAGAUCUGGGAGAGCUAGACUGCUGUUGCCCAGUCAAGAAUUGUACAGGAAGCAUUCCGCUGACGAGAAUUUCGGAAUUAGGCAAUAUAUCCCUAGUGCCGAAGUUGACACAGCAAUCGAUUCAGACGACUCCGACAUAUCGCCGGCGACAGUACCUGCUCACUCGCACCCGACCGGCCGGAUCUUCAACAGACCAUUAAAUAAUGACUUGCCCAUAGUCUCAGCUCCUCUCCCUUCUCCACCACUCCCACCUCCCAAUUAUCUAGACAUUUUCUCGAAAAACCGCUGGCAAUCAAACACUAAAGAGAUUCCCAAAUUUUACCACUUCAGGUCUCUGAAAAUUCCUUACCAUACAUCCGGAAAAAGGUACCUAUUGCUGCCAGCCGUAGACAAUAUUCUUUUAAGGAAAACCUACCGUAACAGUAGUCUGCCGAGCCGGCGUAAGAAUCAGUAGCUGUGCCAGUGCCCGCUAGGCGACGCCACGUUGUUUAGCUCCUGGCCCAGAUACCCUAACGAACUAUGAACGAAUUGUCUCCAUUUAAUCAAGCAUGUAAUUUUAUUUUGUACUUAAACCUUUGCAAUUGUAACGGGGAUCACGGAUUCUGGAAUAUACUAGACAAUAAUGAUAUUCGAAUUAUUAAAUCUUUUUAAUGUUACAUGAUGUGAUGGCAAUUAUAAUGAUUAUUAUAAAAAAAUAGAAUAAAUAGUAAUAAUAUAAGGGAUCUCAUUUUUGUAAAACGACUCGGCCAGCUUAUGACAGAUAUCGUAUAAAAUAAAUAUAAUAUACGUAGGUAAAAUUUUAAGAUGUCAAUCGCAAAUAUUAGUUGAAGGGAUGCGAUGUAUUUUUUAGUAGUUUAAAUAGCUAUAAGAAUAAUUCGAUAAUGUUCCUGUUCCUCAAAUCUUAUAUAUUAUCUUAUUCAAUUUGGAUAUUACUUUAAAGUUUCAUUCUUACACUUUGCUAUUAAAUAGUGGGUAAAAGUUAGGCUUCCAUUUAAAAGGGGUACCGCAGUAAUGGUACCGGAGCGAUGUGAUAUGUGAAGGAAUAUGUUUUCGAUCUACUCAAAUUCUUGAGUGUUUACUUAGAUUUACAUUUAGCUGUGUUUGACAAAUAAAUAUUUUGAAAUAUUUGUAAUUUUUGAAAUAUUAUAGAGCUUUCAAUCAAUUUAUUCAUAAUGUCUUUUAAGACGAGAACUAUAUGUAGUAUAUAUUUGCCUGUAUCUAUUUUUUGAGGCAUGGACAAUAAAUAGAUAAAAUAAGCGACCACGGUAUGAGAUAAUAAUUUACAUUCUUAUUAUACUGUAGUGUGUUUCUCUUAUGUCAAGUACUUGUAACCUACAUACUGCUAAC